Messenger RNA from Adineta steineri, 393 nucleotides. The record is from the annotation of a GenBank genome assembly. NCBI's taxonomy places the organism in Eukaryota, Metazoa, Rotifera, Eurotatoria, Adinetida, Adinetidae.
AUGAAUAAUACACCCAUAACAUUAAAUAUAAAUUCAUCAGUAUUAUCAACAAAAAAUGAUCUAAGUCAAGUUGAAUUAAAUAAAUUACAUGAUUUAGCAAAUCAAACUGAACAGGAACUUCAAACAGCAAUUAAUUCGAAUAUUGAAAGAAAUGAACAAUUAAAUAUUUUAUUAGAACGAAGUAAUUUAUUAUUACAGAAAAAUCAAGUAUUUGGUAUUGGUAUUAUGGAUUAUAGAAAAGAUGCUCAACGAAAACAAGCAAUCAAUAAAUUAAAAUAUAUUGCUAUUGGAAUACUAUUUUUUAUGAUUACUGUUCUAGUUAUUAUUUUAAAUAUUGUUCUAAAUCAUAAAAUUAAUACAUCAGAUAGAAAUACAAAUAUAAUUCUCGAAUAA